Molecule: messenger RNA, 1245 nt
Organism: Condylura cristata (star-nosed mole)
Lineage: Eukaryota; Metazoa; Chordata; Mammalia; Eulipotyphla; Talpidae
Product: olfactory receptor 12-like
Exons: 3
Coding region: 1-1197 (398 amino acids)
Biological process (GO): sensory perception of smell; G protein-coupled receptor signaling pathway
Cellular component (GO): membrane
Molecular function (GO): olfactory receptor activity; G protein-coupled receptor activity; odorant binding
Source: RefSeq, a predicted model, not a curated record
AUGACACGCUCCGCUGACCCCCGGGGCGCCCGUCGGCACUGCUCUUGGAGAGUGCUGGCUGGAAGUGGGCUCAGGACGCUGGUGUUGCUCAGCGUGGUCAGGCCCCGGACCCCGAGACGGCCCCUGGGGCUCCGCGUGGCUGGCGGCCAGGCUGUCUGCCGUGGCUUGCGCACCUUCGGCCAGCGCGCUGACCAUGGCGUCCCACCUCCGUCAGCCAGUCCUGGGCCUCAGUCAGGGGCGUCCCUGCAGGACUUCGUGCUGCUGGGGUUCGCGGGUGGUGUGCACACACAGGCCCUGCUCUUCGCCCUGUUCCUGGGCCUCUAUGUGGCGACCGUGCUGGGCAACCUCACCAUGAUCGUGGUCAUCACGCUGGACGCCCGCCUGCACUCGCCCAUGUACUUCUUCCUCAAGAACCUGUCCUUCGUGGACCUGUGCUACUCGUCCGUCAUCGCCCCCAACGCCCUGGCCAACUUCUUCUCCCCCUCCAAGACCAUCACCUUCAUGGGCUGUGCCACCCAGUUCUUCCUCUUCUCUCUGUUUGGCACCACGGAGGCGUUCCUGCUGGCCGUGAUGGCCUACGACCGCUUCAUGGCCAUCUGCCGGCCCCUGCGUUACCCCGUCACCAUGUGCCCGUCGGCCUGUGCCCGCCUGGUGCUGGGCACCUACUGCGGGGGCUGCAUCAACACCCUGGUGCAGACCAGUUUCACGUUCACGCUGCCCUUCUGCGGCUCCCGCCGCGUCGACCACUUCUUCUGUGACGUGCCCCCGCUGCUCCCGCUGGCCUGCGCCGACACCACCCUCAACCAGCUGGUCAUGUUCGGCGUCUGCGGCCUCAUCAUCGUGGGCACCUCCCUCGUGGUCCUCGUGUCCUACGGCUACAUCGCGGGCACCAUCCUGCGCGUGCACUCGGGCGCCGCGAGGCACAAGGUCUUCUCUACCUGCGGCUCGCACAUGACGGCCGUCUGCCUCUUCUACGGCACCGUGUUCGUCAUGUACGCGCAGCCCGGCGCCGUGGCGUCCAUGGAGCAGGGCAAGGUGGUCUCGGUCUUCUACACGCUGGUCAUCCCCAUGCUCAACCCGCUCAUCUACAGCCUGCGCAACAAGGACGUGAAGGAGGCCCUGCGGCGGCUGGGCCAGAGACCCGCGGCCGGUGAGCUGGGCGGCACCCGGCGGGCGGGGCCGCGGGGUCGCCAGUGAGGACCGAGGGCCCUCUGCUGUCGGUCACCCUGCCUGUCCUGCGGGGAC